AUGGCGAAUUUCAUUGGUAUUUCCCCUGGCCAACUUAACCCACACGCUUGGAGGGUGUUGAUCACCAUCCAAGUAUUUAGCGAGAUUUAUUCUGUGAGUUUAGGAUUGGAGGAGGUUCUCUUUGUCUACUUCUUCAAAUGCUAUGAUUCUGUUAACUACCGAUACUUGAUCCAGAAGAGACGUCCAGAUUCAAGUCCUUUGGUAUACGACCUAGACAGGCAGGUGAGGUACAAGACUCCAUACGAGAAACAAUGGCAUAAAAAAUUCGUCUUUAUGCGUCUAGGUCGUGAUCCUGCUAUCGAGUGUGAUAAGUUCCCUGAAGGCGUAAACGGUGUCACAAGAGCUUUUGAUUUCACCAAAGAGCAACGUGAAGUACUUUUUUUAACUAGUUUUUUCGCACUAGAGAAGAGUUCCAUUUGGGGUUACGAGAUGUCAAUUCUUGAUGCUGUACCAGGAGAUGGUUCAAUCAGAGACGAUGCUUUGCAAUUGUUUCGCGAGGCCAUGUCUGACAUUCCAGCGAGUAUCACUGCACCGCCGCUGCAGACAUUACAGCCAUCCUCACAAGUUGGUCCUAAGCGUAGCGCAACAACAGCUAACUUAACCCGCCAACCUGCUAGGACUGCCAAGAGAAAGUUCUGUGUUUGUCUAGGCGGUAGCUUGUUGACUGCGAGUGACCACUCUAUCGCCUUAGGUAAUCUAAGAAAACAAGUUUUCCCACGCGACCGAGAAGCUUUGAAUGAACUAGGACAUGCUGCUAUACUUGAGAAGUCACAACAUCAUCUCUUGGAGGUUGCUCGUCUCAAAGAGGCUAACCAACUCCUAAAGAAAGACAAAGAGGCAGAGAUCUUACGUCGGGAUUCUCUUAUUACCGCUAAGGAGGCAGAAGGUGAAGCCUUGAAAGAUCAAGUUUACGACCUUACUAGCUAG
Arabis nemorensis is the source of this 927-nucleotide messenger RNA. NCBI's taxonomy places the organism in Eukaryota, Viridiplantae, Streptophyta, Magnoliopsida, Brassicales, Brassicaceae. The record is from the annotation of a GenBank genome assembly.